AUGUCCAUUGACACUGCCGCUGGCAGAGCGUUGAUGAACAAACCUUACCCUGACGCUUGUGCCCUGAUAGAGGACAUGGCCCAAAACCACGCCCAGUGGGGGAUAGAACGAGCGACGGUAGAGAAAAAGGAAAGCCAUGGAGGAAAGCAUGAGAUACGUUGCAUGGACAUGAUGAAUGCUAAGAUGGACGCCCUGGCCUUGAAAGUCGAGCACAUGUCUCAAAACCCUACCACAGUGGCAGCAAUCCAAUCGGAGUGCAAACUCUGUGGAACUCAAGAACAUCAAACCAUUGAUUGCAACCUUUUGAACGAAUCUAGCUUAGACCAAGUUAACUAUACCCAAGGGAAUCCUUUCUCAAAUACCUACAAUCUUGGAUGGAGAAACCACCCAAGUUUCUCUUACAAAAACAAUAACCCCAUCCAAAAUCCCGGAUCUUCGAGACCCCAGGGAUUCCAAACGCAAAAACAAAACCAACCUAUGCAAGUUGUGCCACCAAGACCAAACCUUAAAGAAACCAUAGACACCUUUAUUCAGAAUCAAACUCAGCAAAAUAAGGAAUUUCCCAAAGCCAAAACCACCUCUGCACAAGUUGUACCUAGAGGACAAUUCCCUGGAAAAACUCAACCCAAUCCCAUAGGCCAAGCAAAUUCUAUCACCUUGAGAAGUGGAACCGCUUAUGAAGGGACUAGAAAUCCUAACCUAAGCACAUCAGAAAAACCUAAGGAAGAUGUUGCACCCAAGGACCAGGUAGAGGAACCAGAGAAACCCGAAAAGCAAUCAAUACCAGAGGUAGAGAAUCGCACACCACAACCUUACAAAUCACCUAUUCCGUUCCCACAAAGGUUGAAAAACACCAAAACAGAAAACCAAUUCCAAAAGUUCAUUAAGGUAAUAGAGAAACUCCACGUAGAGAUCCCUUUUACCGAAGCAAUAACCCAGAUACCAUCAUAUGCCAAGUUCUUGAAAGAUAUUUUAUCCAACAAACGACGACUGGACGAUCCCAAACCUUUAAAAUGUCAUUCCAUAUCCGAGAAUAAACUUGCCAAGAAAGACAAAGAUCCUGGAAGUUUUUCUAUCCCUUGCGUCCUAGGAAAUAAUAUGAUAGACAAAGCAUUUUUAGACCUAGGAGCAAGCGUAAGUCUGAUGCCUUUGGCUGUCUAUAAGAGGUUAAAAUUAGGAGAACUUUAA
Messenger RNA from Vicia villosa (hairy vetch), 1188 nucleotides. RefSeq lists its product as uncharacterized. The coding region runs from base 1 to 1188 and encodes 395 amino acids. The transcript has 2 exons. The record is from RefSeq and is a predicted model, not a curated record. Lineage: Eukaryota; Viridiplantae; Streptophyta; Magnoliopsida; Fabales; Fabaceae.